CAAAACGAGAGUGACGGUCUCAAAGUUGAACUCCCUUUUCAGCCAAUCCCAAGAGUGGCAUGCUUUUUAGCGCGCCUAAAUAAGCUGCCGAUUGACUUGCAUGAAGGUGCUCAACGUGGCGGAGAAGCCAUCGGUGGCCAAGGAGAUCGCCAACAUCCUGUCUUCAGGCCGCUCCCAGCCGCGCCGGCUUUUCUAAAUACAAUGCGCUCUUCGAGUUCCCGUAUCAAAUCCGAGGGCAGCAGGUGCAAAUGGUCGUCACGUCCGUCACAGGCCACAUUAUGGAGCUGGACUUUGACGCGAGUGUCAGAAGUUGGCACUCGUGCGACCCCGUGGAUCUCUUUACAGCUCCAGUGACCAAGAGGAUACGCAGCGAUGACACUCAGAAGAAGAUCGAGAAGUCGCUAAUGAAGGAGGCCAAGCACAGUCAGUGGCUCGUGUUGUGGUUGGAUUGUGAUCGAGAGGGUGAGAACAUCGCUUACGAGGUCAAAAGUAUCUGCGAGAAGACCAAUAGGAGGCUGCGCGUUUUCCGCGCCAGGUUCUCAGCUCUAAUUCCUCGCGACAUCAUUCAUGCAGUACAGAACUUGUCUGAGCCCAAUGAGAAACUCUCACUGGCUGUCGAUGCUCGAUCAGAGAUCGAUUUAAGAAUUGGCGCGGCGUUUACGAGGUUUCAAACGAUGCGCAUUCAGAGCAGAUUCCCGGCGUUGAGUCAGGAGAAGAACGUUAUUAGCUAUGGACCCUGCCAGUUCCCGACGCUCGGCUUUGUGGUGGAGCGAUUUCUCAAGAUCCAGAACUUUGAACGGGAAGCUUUUUACUACAUCAGUGUCACACACCAGCGAACUGAUCAAUUAGACGCACCCACAACGACGUUCAAGUGGAAGCGUGGGCAUCUCUUCGAUCGCAUGGCGUGCUUGUGUAUCUAUGAGUGUCUAGUAGAGAGUCAAACAGCAACGAUCGAGUCCGUAGACAAGCGACCUUCUUGGAAGCGGAAGCCGUUGCCACUAACUACAGUGGAGCUGCAAAAACGAGUGUCACGUUGGCUGCGGAUCUCGUCAGAGGCGACCAUGAAAGCAGCAGAAAGUCUGUACAAUAAGGGUUUGAUUAGCUAUCCGCGUACGGAGACCAGCAAAUUCAAAGAAGGCUCAGACCUCAUGAGUUUGGUCCGACUGCACGACACUCAUCAACAGUGGGGGAACUACGUCACUCGACAGCUGCUUGAUGGAGGCAAAUACGAAGCUCCUCGCCACGGCAACUCUGAUGACCAGGCACACCCUCCCAUUCACCCAACCAAGAGUGUUGAUCUAAAUAAGUUGUCAGACCCCAACGAGAAGAAAGUGUACGAGUUCGUCGCUCUCCACUUCUUGGCGUGUUGUAGUCGCGAUGCCAAGGGCAGCCAGACGAGUGUCGUGAUGAGGAUGCUGGGUGAGAGCUUCACUGCGUCUGGACUGAUGGUGGAGGAACGAAAUUACUUGGAUAUCUACAAGUACGAGAAAUGGAAUGCGUCUGCGAUUCCUGUUUAUCAACGCGGCGAUGUGUUCCGCCCGUCGACUGUUGUGAUGCUCUCAGGAGAAACAAACCCGCCGCCGCUGCUAUCGGAAGCUGAUUUAAUCGCAAAGAUGGACUCAAACGGUAUUGGUACAGACGCCACGAUCGCCGAGCACAUCAAGACGAUUCUUAAGCGGGAGUACGCUAUCAAGGUGAACAACGAUACCCAGUUCAAGCCUACAACUCUGGGGUUGGCGUUGGUAUUAUCAUACGAGCACAUGGGCCUCGAGUUGGCAAAACCAGUUCUUCGUGCUGCGAUGGAGAAUGACUGCAAAGCGAUUUCGCUAGGACAAAAGGCUCUCCGACAAGUAGUCGAUUCGUGUAUGGAUCAGAUGAAGAGCAUUUUCCUCGAAGUUACUCGUAGCGCUAAUGUGCUAGACCAGACGUUUUCGGAGCAAUUCGGCCAAUCGGUUAAUGAUGCUCGUGAUCCUGGGUUGCCACGAAUGGGGGAAUUGAGGCCUCGCGCUCCUGUUGACAGAGAACCACGGCAGCCUCAUCGCGCAGACGUGAGACCUCGUGGCCCGAAUUCUGACAGUACAUCAUCGAGAGGAUCGGAGACGAGUACACGAGCUGGCAAUGGCACUCAAGAUCGACGGCAGAAACGACAACGAUCUCCAUCACGGUCUGCAGGUUCUCAGACUCGACCACCCCCUACUCCGAGUCUGGCCUCAGAUGUCCCUCGUUGCAAUGACCACGGUUUGUCUUGCGUGGAGAAGGAGGUAACUCGCGACGGGCCGAACACUGGGCGGAUGUUUUACGUGUGUCCACUGCCUCAAGGUGAGCAGUGCAACUUUUUUGCUUGGGUAUCCGACUCGAACGCGCCCGUAGUGAAGUGCCCUGGUCAUAACGAACCUUGUGCCGAGAGAACCGUAAAGAAGGACGGCCCGAACAAAGGCCGACAGUUCUACAGCUGCCGACGCGGCCAAACAGAGAACAACUGCGGGUUUUUCCUGUGGAAGGACGAAGCUUCAGAGACUCCCACUGCAUCAGCUCAGCCUUUGUCAGCUUCGAGAGUCGCUGGCGUAUUAAAUGUGCCCAAGUGCUCUGGGCAUAAUACCCCUUGCGUCUUGCGCACAACCCGAAAGCCAGGUCCGAACCUGAACCGUGAGUUUUACGCCUGCAGCUUCCAGGGACCAGACACCUGCGGCUUCUUCGAAUGGAAGGACGAGAUGCCGCCUUCUACGACCGACAGAGGAGAUAACGAGACGCCAACGUGUGAGUGUAAUUUGCCUGGCGUCUUGUUCACGUGUAAGAAUGGAGUGAACAAAGAUCGGACCUUUUUCAAGUGUCCAAACCGCCAAUGUGAUUUCUUCCAGUGGGGGUCUUAAGGCGCCCAUAGAUUCAAUACUAAAACGCUCCAUCCAAUUGUCCUGUGCACAUUAAAUUUGCGUGUGGUCCAUUCCGUUGGAUGCCUCCAUC
This is a messenger RNA of Phytophthora nicotianae INRA-310, 2961 nucleotides long. RefSeq lists its product as hypothetical. Gene Ontology annotation, biological process: DNA topological change. Gene Ontology annotation, molecular function: DNA binding; DNA topoisomerase type I (single strand cut, ATP-independent) activity; zinc ion binding. The transcript is spliced from 5 exons. Bases 249 to 2870 code for a protein of 873 amino acids. Gene Ontology annotation, cellular component: nucleus. The record is from RefSeq and is a predicted model, not a curated record. NCBI's taxonomy places the organism in Eukaryota, Oomycota, Peronosporomycetes, Peronosporales, Peronosporaceae.